Molecule: messenger RNA, 4496 nt
Organism: Lotus japonicus
Lineage: Eukaryota; Viridiplantae; Streptophyta; Magnoliopsida; Fabales; Fabaceae
Product: SNF2 domain-containing protein CLASSY 1-like
Biological process (GO): gene silencing by siRNA-directed DNA methylation
Molecular function (GO): ATP-dependent chromatin remodeler activity; ATP binding
Source: RefSeq, a predicted model, not a curated record
UCUAUGUAGAUAAAUCCUACACUACUUAAAUCAACUAAUACCCACUCUUAUAAUAUGUGGCAAAGCCACAAUUCACCAGAGGCUGAAUAACCUCUUCAGCCCCUCUCUCUCUCACACGUAAGUCCCUUCUUCCUCUUCUUUCUUUAUUUUCUUUCACCCCACGCACACAAUCUUCUCUUCUUAUUCCUUCUUCUUCUUCUUCUUUAUUUUCUCCUCUGAAUAGGCCAACUACAGCUGCCAAUCAUCUCCAUUUCAUGACCUGCAAUCACCUUCUUCCACUCCAUUCCUCUAUAAAUAGAUGGUCAUGGUUCUUUAGCUCUUCACACCAUCAAUUCCCUUCAAUUUUCUCUCUCGUUACUCUGCCUCUUUCCUCUUCCUCACUUCUGACGCUUUUCCUUCCUCUAUCUAUCUCUUUAUCUUCCUCAUACGUUCCUAAACUCAGAAGCCAUGAAGCUUUCCUCCCAUGACAGCCACCAUAAUGUUCAAACAUCACCAAAUCUGUCUCUCUUUGAUUAUAUCACAAAACAUGUUCAAAUCCCUCUAAAAAAUUGAUAUUCAUGUUCCUGGAUGUCCAAAUAUGGGAUCUGGAAACUUUGGCGAAGUUCUGGGCUUGUUUGGGCUGUUUUUGGGUUUUUGUUCUUCGCUGUUCAUCGUGUUCUUCCUCACCACCGUGCAGUCCAGAUUCCGGCAAGAAUCAUCAACUUAAAGCGCGUUUUCUACCUCGUCCGACCUCCGAUUAAGACGAUUCCAAAGCCUAAGUUCUUAUGGAAGAUAGGAGAAUCUAACCAUGUGCCCAGAUCCGACCACCGCCUCCUCCGGUCAUCUUCUCCGCAGACCUUCGCCGGGAAAUUCAUAACUUGCCCAGAAAAAUUCCAGAACUUGUAUUCUAUUUUGAAGGAAAAGACUCAAUUUCCUCCUUCUCGGCCUCACCAUCUUCAAAGAGGAGAUGAUGAUCACGAAAUCACACCUCUGUCCUUUUCCUUUAUUGCAACAACGUCAUUGCUGCUCCGUGAGAUCUAGCUCAAAGUUUUAGUUGCGAAUUUUCAGAUAAAUACCAUACAAGAUCGGUUGGUCUUUUGUUGUUAUUAUCAAAUUCAAUGGCGCCAAGAAAAAUUCACUUGCAUCAAGGGAAGAAUCCACUCGAUGCUUAUCCAUUUGAAGCUUUUUCAUUCGGCUCAUGGAAACCCGCAAAGUUCAUAAAAAUUGAAUCAGGAAAUGUGACCUUACAUUUUAUGGAUGAUGAUGAGAUGGCUAUAAAGAAUGGCUACUCAGACAUGCGAAUAAAGUCAAGGAAGGCUUCUUUGUCUGAUUGCACCUCUUUCUUACGGCAAGGGAUUGAUGUAUGUGUGCUAUCAACCUUUCAAAGUGAUAAUUCAGAUCAAUUGAAAUCCAAUCCUGUCUGGGCUGAUGCUAAGAUAACUUCCGUAGACCGAAAGCCCCACAAGCCUGACUGCUCGUGUGACUAUUAUGUGAAUUUUUAUGACAAUCAAGGUUCCAUUGGUUCAGAGAAGAAGACUCUAUGCAAGGAGGUCAAAGUAAUUGGGUUGGAUCAAAUUUCCAUCUUACAAAAGCUUGGACGCAAAGGCCAUGAUAAUCAGCCAUACCAGUGGGAUUCAUCAGAAGACUGCAUUGCCAGAUCACUAACGAAGUUGUUCUUAAGAAACUUCGCAUGCGACAUUUCAUGGCUAGUUGUCGCAUCUCUCAAGAAGAAUGUCUCCUUCUGCGUGAGAUCUGUGGACAACAAGAUUCUCUACCAAAUCUUGGAAACUGAUAGUUGCAGCUCUAAUGAUUAUAACAUAAGAGCUGUGAACUUCAGACUCGAAGAUGAACAUGAUUCCCAAAAAGUGCCACCAUCUGUUGAGGGGUUACGGCGUUCCACACGCCGAAUUAAGGCACCUGAACGCUACUUGGGUUAUGAUCUUUGUUCAGGUUCUUUUCGAACUCAGAAAUGCAAGAUACACAGUGGGAAAGAUGAUGCAAAGUGGUGCUCUUCAGGACGUUAUUAUAAUCCUACAAGUCGUAAGAAGCAUCAGAGGAAGGAUUCAUCUGAUUUGGAUGAUAUGAUGGAUCUUCAACCUGGAUGGAAGGGGCAGAGUUCCAGAAGGGGAACUGAGCGGAAGAGAUAUCGUUCAGAUUAUUCAAGAAACAUGAAUGAUGAGGAUGAAGAACAACCACGAAGAGGUAGGGCCUUAGAUGCAACUGCCUCCAAGAAAAUGAUAGAUUCUUACAUGAAGAGCAUGAACAAAAUACCAACAAAAGAAGAGGCUAUUAAUGAACAAUGGAAGGAAGCAAUAAACUUAGGAAAGACAAGGAUACAAAAAAAAACUCAAACAGAGGAGGAGGAGGUAAAAAUAUCUGAAAUGGAAAUGUUAUGGAGAGAAAUGGAUGAGGCAAUGACAGAGAUUUAUCUUGAAAAAUCAAACCAGGGUUCAAAUGUUGCUGCUUCAACUCAGACUAAGGAAGAGUCUACCGUAACAUGUAAACACAAUUAUAUAGUGGAUGAACAAAUUGGAGAACGUUGCACGAGAUGCGGCUUUGUGAAGACGGAGAUAAAAUACAUUUUUCCACCUUUUAUGGAACGCCGGUCAUGGAGACACGAGGAGAGGCAAUGCAUUGGUGAAGAACCAGAGCUGAUGGCUGAUGAUGGUGAUGUUGAUCUCCAUUUGUUCCCUACUCCUGCUGCUUGUGAUGAGCCUAUAUCUAAUGAAACUAACAACGUUUGGGCAUUGAUUCCUGAACUUAGAGAAAAGAUGCACCUCCACCAAAAGAAAGCUUUUGAGUUUCUUUGGCAAAACAUUGGAGGGUCCAUGGACCAAGGACUUAUGGAAGCACAAUCUGAAAGCAGAGGCGGUUGUGUGAUAUCUCAUUCUCCUGGAGCUGGAAAAACUCUUCUCAUGAUUGCGUUUCUUGUUAGCUAUUUGAAGUUAUUCCCACAGAAGAGACCCUUGAUCCUUGCUCCAAAAACUACACUUUAUACUUGGAACAAAGAAUUUAUCAAGUGGCAGAUUCAUGUGCCAGCGUAUCUAAUUAAUAGUCGUAAAGACCAGAGAAAUUUCAGUGAAAAAGCAUUGGCUCUUCCUGGACUUCCAAAUCCCAAUGAGGAUGUCAAGCAUACUUUGGAUUGCCUUGACAAGAUACAAAAGUGGCAAGCACACCCCUGUGUUCUGGUCAUGGGGUACACAUCAUUCUUAUCAUUGAUGAAUGAGGAUUCAAAGUUUGAACACAAGAGUUACAUGGCUAAAGCAUUGAGGGAAAGCCCUGGGAUUCUUAUCCUGGAUGAAGGACACAACCCUAGAAGUACAAAAUCAAGGUUGAGGGAAGCGUUGAUGAAAGUGGAGACAGAACUGAGAAUACUACUCUCUGGCACAUUAUUUCAGAACAAUAUCUGUGAGUACUUUAACACACUCUGCUUGGCAAGGCCAAGGUUUAUCCACGAAGUGCUGAAUGUGUUAGAUCCAACAUAUGUAAGGAGUGAAGCAGAAAACAAAGCUCCCCAUAUAGUUGAGUCACGGGCUAGGAAAUUCUUCCUAGAUAUCAUUGGGGCAAAAAUUGACUCGGGUAAUGCUCAUGAGAAGAUGGAGGGCAUAAACAUGUUGAAGAGCUUCACUAGUGGUUUCAUAGAUGUUUAUGAUAGUGAGAUUGCAGAUAGUCUUCUACCUGGUUUACAAAUUUAUACGUUGCUGAUGAAUAAUAUUGAGAAGGAGAGUGAGAUCUUGCAGAAACUGCAGAAGAAAAUGAAUCAGAGUAGUGGGUACCCUCUAGAGGUAGAGUUUUUGAUAACCCUUGCAUCAAUACAUCCAUGGUUGAUCACAACAACAGAAUGUGCCAAAAAGUUUUUCAGUUUGGACCAAUUGAAGCAGCUAGACAAAUGCAAGGAUGAUAUGAAAAUAUGGUCAAAGGUGAAAUUUGUUCUGAGCCUUGUUUUACGUGUUACGAAGAAGGAGAAGGUUCUUAUAUUUUGCCGCAACCUCGCACCAAUGUGGCUUCUUUUGGAGUUAUUUGAGAAGUUCUUCAUAUGGAAAGAAGGUAAAGAAGUUUUAACACUUCAUGGGGAUCAAGAGCUGUUUGAACGUGGGAAAGUUAUAGACAAGUUUGAGAACCGUGGUGGAGCCUCAAAGGUACUCCUUGCUUCGAUCACUACUUGUGCUGAAGGUAUUAUUAGUUUGACAGCAGCAUCUCGGGUGAUUUUCUUGGACCCAGAGUGGAAUCCGUCAAAAACAAAGCAGGCUAUUGCACGGGCUUUUCGCUCUGGUCAGGAGAAUGCCGUUUAUGUGUAUCAGCUCUUGGCAGCAGGGUCAUUUGAGGAAGAUAAGUACACGAAAACUAGUUGGAAAGAUUGGGUUUCGAGGAUGAUUUUCACCGAGGAUUUUGUGGAGGACCCUUCCAAGUGGCAAGCAGAGAAGAUUGAAGAUGAUAUGCUGAGGGAAAUGGCUGAGGUGGACAAGUCUAAAUCAGUCCACAAGAUACUGAAGAAUGAAAUGGCAUCAACAAAUUGA